This is a messenger RNA of Lolium rigidum, 1439 nucleotides long. RefSeq names its product tRNA (guanine(9)-N1)-methyltransferase. Gene Ontology annotation, biological process: tRNA N1-guanine methylation. Bases 58 to 1125 code for a protein of 355 amino acids. Lineage: Eukaryota; Viridiplantae; Streptophyta; Magnoliopsida; Poales; Poaceae. Gene Ontology annotation, molecular function: tRNA binding. The transcript has 3 exons. The record is from RefSeq and is a predicted model, not a curated record. Gene Ontology annotation, cellular component: nucleus.
UUCUCUGAAACACAGGACUGCUCCGGUUUCCGGCGGCGGCGGCGGCGGCGCGUUGAGAUGGCUGACGGCACGGAGAGCGAGCAGGCCGCGGUUGUGGUGAACGGGAAUCCUCCGCAGCUGACGAAGAGCGCAAGGAAGAAGCAGCUGAAGCAGGAGCGGCAGGCGGCGCGGAAGGCCGAACGGAAGGUGGCCGAGAAGGCGCGCCGGCGCGCCGACAUAGAGAGGCGGAGGCGCGAGUGGGAGGAGUCGCUGGCCGCGGCGCCAUCGGCGGAGGCGCGCGAAGAGAUGCUGGCGGCACGCAGGGAGACACGGCUCGAGCGGGUGGGGAAGCACGUGGAGGAGCGCGGCGCGCGUGCAGAGAGGCUCCGGCGUGCCGCCGAGGGCGCCGGGCAGAAGGUGGUGCUCGACCUCGAGUUCGCCGACCUUAUGCGGCCCAACGAGAUUCACAGCCUCACCCAGCAGAUCAUGUACUGCUAUGCAGUGAAUGGAAGAUCAGCAACCCCAGCUCAUCUAUGGUUGACAGGGUGCAGCGGAGAAAUGGGGACCCAGGUUCAAAGGAUCCCUGGCUUUGAUAAGUGGAUCAUAGAAAAAGAGUCCAAGUCCUAUCUUGAAGCAUUUGCAGAUUGUAAGGAAAAUCUUGUGUAUCUUACAGCGGAUGCUGAGACUGUGCUUGAUGAUCUAGACAUGUCGAAAAUAUAUAUUAUUGGUGGUCUGGUGGACCGGAACAGAUGCAAGGGCAUAACACAGAAAAAGGCAGUUGAUCAGGGCAUUCAGUCCGCCAAGCUCCCCAUUGGAAAUUAUUUGAAGAUGUCGAGUUCUCAGGUUCUUACCGUCAACCAAGUGUUUGAGAUCAUGCAAAAGUUUGUGGAAACAAAGGACUGGAAGACUGCAUUCUUUCAUGUGAUCCCACCGAGGAAACGAGGAGAAGCUGGAGCUGCAGACGACGAGGCCGAAGCAAGCCUGGGCGAUGAUGCUGCACUUGAAGGGACUACAAACGGAGAUCAUCCCGAGGGAGACCUUGAGAAGUCCUCUGAUGAGGAAGCAGAUGAUGAUGAUGCUGGUGAUGAAGAAGAUGGCGUCGCUAAGAAAAGGCACUGUGUUAGAAGUGAAAAUGGGAAGUGUUAGUACCACUCUUCCGGAGCUGUGGUGGACUAUGUUAUCUUCCGGGAAGAGCAGAGCGAAAGAGCAAUCCGCUGCGCUGUCGACUGAAAGAUGACUCAUGUCCAGGUUUAUCGUUAUAUUAGUUUUGCAGUACUGCUUCGUUUACUCUGGUUUGUGUUUUUGGGAGUGCUCUCUGUUCUCUGCUCUCGUGGUACUCCUAUUUCUAUUGCUUUAUCAGCACUACUACCUGUACUUUGGGGCGGAGGGAGUAAUGAGCUAUGCUAAACGUGACUCUGCACAAAUAGAACUACAGAUAAAUAGAGUGCUCUCUUGUCAUC